Messenger RNA from Echinops telfairi (small Madagascar hedgehog), 3919 nucleotides. It is a transcript of the gene PPP3CA, whose product is annotated as protein phosphatase 3 catalytic subunit alpha. Gene Ontology annotation, molecular function: calmodulin-dependent protein phosphatase activity; calmodulin binding. Gene Ontology annotation, biological process: calcineurin-NFAT signaling cascade. The record is from RefSeq and is a predicted model, not a curated record. The transcript has 13 exons. Gene Ontology annotation, cellular component: calcineurin complex; cytoplasm; cytosol. Bases 89 to 1495 code for a protein of 468 amino acids. Lineage: Eukaryota; Metazoa; Chordata; Mammalia; Afrosoricida; Tenrecidae.
CCCAUUUCCUCCAAGUCACCGGCUAACGGCGAAGGAAGUGUUUGAUAAUGAUGGGAAACCUCGUGUGGAUAUCUUAAAAGCACAUCUCAUGAAGGAGGGCAGACUGGAAGAGAGUGUUGCAUUGAGAAUAAUAACAGAAGGGGCAUCAAUUCUUCGACAGGAGAAGAACUUGCUGGAUAUAGAUGCUCCAGUCACAGUUUGUGGGGACAUCCAUGGACAGUUCUUUGACUUGAUGAAGCUCUUUGAAGUGGGGGGCUCACCUGCCAACACUCGCUACCUCUUCUUAGGGGACUAUGUUGACAGAGGGUACUUCAGUAUCGAAUGUGUGCUCUAUUUGUGGGCCUUGAAAAUCCUUUACCCCAAAACACUGUUUUUACUUCGUGGAAAUCAUGAAUGUAGACACCUAACAGAGUAUUUCACAUUUAAGCAAGAAUGUAAAAUCAAGUAUUCUGAACGUGUAUACGAUGCCUGUAUGGAUGCCUUUGACUGCCUUCCUCUGGCUGCCCUGAUGAACCAACAGUUCCUGUGUGUACAUGGGGGUUUGUCUCCAGAGAUUAACACUUUAGAUGAUAUCAGAAAAUUAGACCGAUUCAAAGAACCACCUGCUUAUGGACCGAUGUGUGACAUCCUGUGGUCAGACCCCCUGGAGGAUUUCGGAAAUGAGAAGACUCAGGAACAUUUCACUCACAACACAGUCAGGGGGUGUUCAUACUUCUACAGUUACCCGGCUGUAUGUGAAUUCUUACAGCACAAUAACUUGUUAUCUAUUCUCCGAGCCCAUGAAGCCCAGGAUGCAGGGUAUCGCAUGUACAGGAAAAGCCAAACAACAGGCUUCCCCUCUCUAAUUACAAUUUUUUCAGCACCAAAUUACUUAGAUGUAUACAAUAACAAAGCUGCAGUAUUGAAGUACGAGAACAACGUUAUGAAUAUCAGGCAAUUCAACUGUUCUCCUCAUCCAUACUGGCUUCCAAACUUCAUGGAUGUUUUCACAUGGUCCUUGCCAUUUGUUGGGGAGAAAGUGACGGAGAUGCUGGUGAAUGUCCUCAAUAUCUGUUCGGAUGAUGAACUUGGGUCAGAAGAAGAUGGAUUUGAUGGAGCAACCGCGGCGGCCCGGAAGGAGGUGAUAAGGAACAAGAUCCGAGCAAUCGGCAAAAUGGCCAGAGUGUUCUCCGUUCUCAGAGAAGAGAGUGAGAGUGUGCUGACGCUGAAAGGCUUGACUCCAACGGGCAUGCUCCCCAGCGGAGUGCUUUCUGGAGGGAAGCAAACGCUGCAAAGUGCUACUGUUGAGGCUAUUGAGGCUGAUGAAGCCAUCAAAGGAUUUUCACCACAACAUAAGAUCACUAGCUUCGAGGAAGCCAAGGGCUUAGACCGGAUUAACGAGAGGAUGCCGCCCCGCAGAGAUGCCAUGCCCUCUGACGCCAACCUGAACUCCAUCAACAAGGCCCUCGCUUCCGAGACGAACGGCACGGACAGCAAUGGCAGCAAUAUUCAGUGACCACUUCCUGUUCACUUUUUUUUUUUUCUGAGCUGCAGGGCAUGAUGGGGAUUGCUGUAUAUCGGCAGUGGGAUAUUCUUGCCUCAGAUGGUAGUCUAUUUGCUCUGGGGGCCAGGAAUUCAGAAUUCAGUUUACACUAUCAUAAAAUAAAAGCGGGAGAGAGAUGAUAAACUAUAUUUUGUUGGGGGUUGUGAUCAAACACCUCCUUUGGGGAUGCCUUUUAAAAAAAUGCUUCUGGGGGGGGAAUUUUAAAGAAAGCUAACGCUAGUAUAUAUACUGCAAUGUUAGGGGAAUGAACGUGUUUUCCUACUGCAUUGGGGGGACUUCUAGCUAGGUUAAUGAAAGGCCUUUUAUUAUGUUACUGGACAUGAACACUUUGUCUAAUUUCCUACUCUACUGUACGUUUACAGUCACGGCACUAAAAAUGGAUGACAUCAAACAUUUUUAACAAAAUGAUGUACAAACUAAAUAAGGACUAUUUAUUGAUAAUGUUUUGCUACUCUUGUCAGACAAUGGCUAUAAACUGAAUUAGGCAGUCUUAAAAAAAAGGAAAAAAAAGAAUGUUGCAAAUUUGUUAAAAUGCCAAAAGGACAGUAAUUUUGUACAGAUUAUGUUUACCUCAGGUUUCUGUAGUGUGCUUGAAUGCCCUUUUUUCUUCCAUGUAACACUUCCUAAUUUGGCAAUGAGUAUCUUUCCUUUAAGUUUCAAAAAAACUGGAAUAAUUACAUCUAUCCUUUAUUUGCUGUUUAUAUUUAGGGUUUUUUGUUGAAAAAAAUCAAGUCUUGGUUGUGGCUUGCUGAAUUAAAUAUUUAUGAGUGGUGCAUUUUUAAGUAUAGUGAACAAGACACCAUAUUAAGUAAAGUGAUAAAGCAUCUAUAUUCUGUAAAAAAAAAAAUCUGCCUAUGCAUGUUUUUUAAGAAAAAAAGUGGCUGUCUUGGCCUGUACGGGACUGUCAUGCUCGUAGUGGCCUGACUGCGUACUGGAAAUGUACGUAUACUGGCGUCCUUCAUAUUCCCGAAUGCUUCAUGCCUUGACAUUUUGUAAUCAAAAAAGCUUUGAAAAAAAUCUAAAGGGGAGAGAGUAUUCUUAAAAGUUUUUAACAUAAGCUUGUCAGUGCACAUAUAGAUGGUUAGCAUGUUUAGCAAACUUUGUGAACUUUAAAUAAGUUUGUAGUGACAUGUGAAACUCUAAAUGCAUGGUAACUGCUACUGUCAUCAUGGUUUAGUUCAUUUCAUUCUGUUCUGUCAUGUGCCACAAAGAAAUAUGUACUUUUUUUCACUUUUUUUUCCCCUUUGUAUAUCAGUUACGGGUUACAACUGGUUCAUUCUGAAAACAACAACAACAAUAACAAAAGUCCAUUCAUAUUUUUUAACAAUUGUAUAAGUGCCCAAGUAAUUCACUACAGCCUAAAGCCUUGCCUUUGUAAUUUGACUUCUGAAAUGUUGGCAAUCAAAGCAUGCACUUGUAACAAUGAAAAAGAAAAAGCAUUUUAUAUUACUACUCAAUAAAAAAAAAUGUGCAUGAACUUAAAGAACUCUCAUCCUUUCACUGAGUCUGAUGAAGGGAUUGAAGUGCACAGCCACCGUGGCGUCUUCUAGGUGCUGGGCUCCCCAGCAGGCAUCACGGCUUCACUUUAAUAGGCUCAGGCAGGCCUUGUGAUCUAAAGUGCGGUGCCUGCUUCAGCUGUAAGAAUCUUGGUGGAUUUGUGUCUCAAAUCAGACAAGAGCAAUCGAUUUAACGCACAGAUGCCAUCUUUUCUGGCUCCAGGACUGUGGGAGUCCUUUAUGAAACCAGAGCAUUCCUUUUCAUUGGGAAAAAAAGCUGUAGCCAUUUGUUGUCAGGUUGUUUCAGUUGUAUUGGAUGCCCUAUCUGCUACAGCCAAAAGAACUACGCUUCCAAGUGCAUUGCACUCCCAGGAGAGAGUUGCAUUUGUAUUGAUAUGAAAUUUGUAUACCAGCGCAUCAGCUAAUAUCUAAUCACCCGGAUAUUUAAGACACACCAAGUUUCAGUUUGUUUCUAACAUUGUUCAUUUUUAGUGCACUUUGUUUUAUGUAAUAAAGUCAGCCUGUUUUAUUAAAUAUUAAGAAUAUGGCAAUUAGUGAUCGAGUGUACCAAAACAAAGAUGUUCUAGAUAUAUUCUCUGACAAAGACUAUCCCAGGUUGAUUUUAAUGAAUCCAAAUCCCUCACCCCAGUGGGUCUUUUUCCAUCCCUCCAAAAAAAGGACAGACAAGAAAAAAUUAGGCGCACCUUACUGGAGUGAUGUGAAAGAAUGGUAUUUCUGGUACAAGGUGUUCGCUUUCUUUCUUAUACCUGCAGAGACAAUAUCCUGACAAAAAGAAAAUCUUUUUUUUUUUAAUUCUUUUCCUUUACAAAUUGUGCUGAGGCAACUAUGGCAUAGAAAUAAACAUUUGACAUUAAAAUAA